GGGCUAGGGGCGCGUGGGUGGAAGUGAGUGUACGCGCGCCAGGGAACGCGCUGCUGAGGCUUUUAGGAAGGAGGGAGCGCGCACGGGAGAGAGAAAGAAAGCGGCUAACGGGACCGGAGAGACAGAGAGAAGAGGAUGAUUGAAGAGAGCGGCAAAAGGAGGACGAUGGCGGAGAAGCGGCAGCUCUUCAUGGAAAUGAGGGCGCAGAACUUCGAUGUCAUUCGACUGUCCACGUACCGCACGGCCUGUAAGCUGCGAUUUGUGCAGAAACGAUGUAACCUUCACCUGGUCGACAUUUGGAAUAUGAUCGAAGCUUUCCGAGACAACGGCCUUAACACACUGGAUCACAACACAGAGAUAAACGUGUCCCGGCUGGAGACCAUCAUAUCGUCCAUAUACUUCCAGCUGAACAAACGACUCCCUUCUACCCACCAGAUUGGAGUUGAUCAGUCCAUUAGUCUCCUGCUCAACUUCAUGAUCGCUGCUUAUGACAGUGAAGGGCAUGGGAAGCUGACGGUGUUUUCAGUGAAAGCAAUCUUAUCAAGCAUGUGCGGCGGCAAGAUCCUGGACAAGCUCAGAUAUAUUUUCUCCCAGGUGUCGGACUCCACGGGGCUCAUGGUUUAUGCAAAGUUCGACCAGUUCCUCCGAGAGGUGCUCAAGCUUCCCACGACUGUGUUUGAGGGGCCCUCCUUUGGGUACACAGAGCACUCCGCCCGCACCUGUUUCCCCCCACAGAAGAAGAUUGCGCUGAACAUGUUUUUAGACACAAUAAUGGCCGAUCCUCCUCCCCAGUGCCUUGUAUGGUUACCUCUCAUGCACAGACUCGCCCACGUAGAAAAUGUCUUCCAUCCGGUGGAGUGCUCUUUUUGCCGCUCUGAGAGUAUGAUGGGCUUUCGAUAUCGAUGCCAGCAGUGCCACAACUACCAGCUUUGCCAGAACUGCUUUUGGAGAGGUCACGCCAACGGUCCCCAUAGCAAUCAGCAUCAAAUGAAGGAGCAUUCGUCGUGGAAAUCCCCAGCAAAAAAGUUAAGUCACGCAAUCAGUAAAUCGUUUGGCUGUGUCCCAAGCAGAGAGCCGUCUCACCCCUUAUUCCCCGAGCACCCGGAGAAGCCACUUGACUUGACUCAUGUUGUCCCGGCUCGUCACUUACCCAACAUGAAUGAUGCCAUGGUCACUCACAUAUCUUCUGGUGCUCCCACGCCCACAAAAAGGUUACACAACAGCGCAGACACCACAAGUCGAGUACCAGAUGAACAUGCGUUGAUAGCAGAGUAUGUGGCACGGCUCCGCUUUGGCACACGUGUGUUGGACAGUCCCAGUCGACUAGAUGAAGAACAUCGGUUGAUUGCAAGAUAUGCAGCACGGUUAGCAGCAGAAGCUGGGAAUUCGCCACGUCCACCAACUGAGCUCAGCUUUAAUUUUGAUGCAAAUAAGCAACAACGGCAACUCAUCGCCGAGCUGGAGAACAAGAACAGGGAAAUACUGCAAGAGAUCCAGCGCCUAAGGUUAGAGCAUGAACAGGCCUCCCAGCCAACACCAGAGAAGGCCCAACAGAACCCAACUCUUCUGGCAGAGCUACGGCUUCUGCGGCAACGGAAGGACGAGCUGGAACAGAGGAUGUCUGCGCUGCAGGAGAGCCGGCGAGAGCUUAUGGUUCAGCUGGAAGGACUUAUGAAGCUGCUAAAGGAGGAGGAACAAAAACAGUCAGCACAAGCCACUGGAUCUCCUCACUCCUCCCCAAGCCACGGUGCCAAUCGGCCCAUGCCCAUGCCCGUCAGAUCCACCUCGGCCGGCUCCACCCCCACGCAUGGACCUCAGGAUUCAUUGGUUGGCUUGGGAGAAGUACAGGAUGCCUUCGCACAUGGUACCAGGAGGAACCUCCGAAACGAUUUAUUGGUAGCGGCCGACUCCAUCACUAACACAAUGUCCUCGCUGGUAAAGGAACUGCACUCAGCGGAGGAAGUUGGGGAUGACGAGGAAGAAAAGAUCCAAAAUGGGAAAGAUCGUGGCACAGUGACUUCCAAAAUCCCCAUGUACUUCUGAGCAACCAUUCCAACUGCUAUCUUCUCCAUCCAGCAGAGAUGUGACUUGAACACGGUGGAGUCAACGAGGGAGACCCGGACUCCGACACAAGGGCACAGACAUUAUACCUUUGUUAGUGCAUGUUGGGUUCUCCGUAUGACAUCCAGCCAUUGUGAUUGGGCCAGUUGCUACCAUGCCCAUGAAGAAGCUCGAGAGAGAAACGUGUGUGUUUGUGAAACACGCACCAGAAUUAGUGAGUGUGAGUGUGUGCUUGUGAAUCUCAAGGAGUGAGUGAGUUUGUGCGACUGGUGAGGCUUUUGUAAUGUUGAACAGACACUGCUGCAUCUGACUAUUUAAUUUAUUCAUUCCGUCCAUGAACGAGAGGCCCGGGACACUGUGAGGCUCAGGCUGUGUCAGGCCCCUAUAGCACUGGAGACGAUAUUAAUAAGCUAAUCCAUUCAUGCUUGAACGCCAGGUUCCCCACCAACACUUCAUUGUCCAUGUGAUGUUCAGGUACUAUCUCCAUGUAGGCUGAGCAUUUACAGAUUAGACCUAGAUUGGCCGACGCCCUCAAACAAAAUAAUCCAAUAAAUGUAUGAUACCAUUCCAA
This is a messenger RNA of Xenopus laevis (African clawed frog), 2632 nucleotides long. It is a transcript of the gene dtnb.L, whose product is annotated as dystrobrevin beta L homeolog. NCBI's taxonomy places the organism in Eukaryota, Metazoa, Chordata, Amphibia, Anura, Pipidae. Gene Ontology annotation, molecular function: zinc ion binding. Gene Ontology annotation, cellular component: plasma membrane; synapse; cytoplasm. The transcript is spliced from 20 exons. Gene Ontology annotation, biological process: synaptic signaling. The record is from RefSeq and is a predicted model, not a curated record. The coding region runs from base 136 to 2043 and encodes 635 amino acids.